Molecule: messenger RNA, 465 nt
Organism: Metarhizium brunneum ARSEF 3297
Lineage: Eukaryota; Fungi; Ascomycota; Sordariomycetes; Hypocreales; Clavicipitaceae
Gene: mug134
Product: mRNA stability protein
Cellular component (GO): cytoplasm
Molecular function (GO): protein phosphatase inhibitor activity
Source: RefSeq, a predicted model, not a curated record
AUGAACCCUCAUCAGAAGAACAAAGUCGACGUCAAGUCGCUCUCUCCUGAGGAACAGCGCCUCUUCCGGCUCUACGGCAAACUCCCCUCCCGAUCUGACCACUUCGCGAAGCACCUCAAGGACCGCAAAUACUUCGACUCUGGCGACUACGCCAUGUCCAAGGCUGGCAAAGGCGAUGGCGUUGAUGCCGGUGCGGUUGGCUCUCAACACCCCGUCCCCGAAAACAUCCCCCACCUUUCGUCACCCAUCAACAAUGGAGCGAGCAUUCCAAAGCACGGUCACCAUGGUUCCAUCGCCGGCAUCCAAGCGGGCAGCCCAGUCAAGGAGAGCAGCUUCCUGCAUCGUGAGACCAGUGCAGAAGACGCCUCCACAGGGGAUGAUUCAAUCCCUUCCAACAAUAAAGAGAACGUAUCCCUUACCUCUGCGCCGCUGCAGUCCAACGAGGGUAUUCCGAUUCGCCGAUAG